CUCGUCUCUAUUCCCUUUAUGCAUUCCCAAUUUAGGUGGACAUAAAUUUAUUGACUACUACUUCCUACUAUAUAUAGUUACGUAAAAUUAUAUUAGAACCCAACAAAACCUACAUUAUAAUAUAAUAUAUACAACUCGUCAAGCCUUCUCCCCUCAGAAAAAAAUAGCUAAUUAAUCAUAGUACUAUAGCAAAAAAGAAAAAAUCACACAAAAUAAUCCAAAUUAUGCAACUUCUUCCUCAUACCCAUAAAAUGAUGGAGAAAUACUUGGUUUUCCUACAUGAGAAAUUAGAUGAUUUAUUAAAAAUCUACCACAAAAAAGUAGAACCAUUUUUUAGUCAUCUCUUUGAGUAUUUACUAUUCCAAAUAAACCCAUAUUGGCAUCACUUGUUUUACUACAUAUUAGUCUCUCUUUUAGGCUAUAUCUCCUUGAAAGGUUCGAAACAGAAUUCUUCUGUUUCUUCAAACCCUCAUUAUGAUCUUGACCUCAUAUUUACGUCGGUUUCGGCUACGACCAUCUCAAGCAUGUCCACCAUUGAAAUGGAGAAUUUCUCAAGUACCCAACUUGGAGUUCUUGUGAUUCUCAUGUUCUCUGGGGGUGAGGUUUUCCUAUCUCUCCUCGGCCUUCAAAUACGAAAGCUUAAGCAUAAGAGGAGAGCGCGAAAUCAUGUGUUAAAUCCAAGUCCUGCUUCUGAAGGUGAUGGUAUGAAGUUUAGGUCAUUGAGGGCACUUAAUCAUGUGGUUUUAGGGUAUCUUUUGGUGUCCCAUAUUUUAGGGUAUAGUUUAGUAUCCUUAUAUUUUAGCAUUGUUCCAAGUGCAAGUAAUGUCCUUGCAAGAAAAAAGAUAGAAACUCACUUUUUCUCUCUUUUCACCACAGUUUCAACCUUUGCAAAUUGUGGGUUUAUCCCUACAAAUGAGAAUAUGAUACCAUUUAAGAAAAACUCUGGCUUACUUUUGAUACUCAUACCACAAAUUCUUAUGGGUAACAAAUUAUACCCAUCUUGUUUAAGGUUAGUAAUUUGGGUACUUGAGAAAGUUACCAAAAAAGAAGAAUAUAGUUUCAUGUUGCAAAAUCAUGGAGGUUUAGGAUAUGGGAAUUUGACAUCAAGUUACAAAGCUUUUCUUUUGGGUAUUACAGCAAUUGGACUUGUUAUGGUCCAAUUUGUGGUGUUUGGUAUCUUGGAGUGGAAUGCUUUGGUGUUGGAAGGGCAAAAUGGGUAUCAAAAAUUUGUUGGUUCACUCUUUCAAACUGUGAAUUCAAGGCAUAGUGGAGAGUCCAUUGUUGAUAUCUCUCUAGUUUCACAUGCUACACUGGUGCUCUUUGUUGUCAUGAUGUACCUUCCAUCUACCACCACAUUCGUACCGAUCAGCUACAACAAGGAAUCAGCAUUAAUUGAGAACAGCAGCCAAUCACAGACGAGUAGGAGUAGUAAAAAGCAAGGGAGUAGCAUCCUUGAGAAUCUCAAAUUCUCUCCUCUUUCUUACUUGGCUAUCUUUGUCAUACUCGUCUGUAUCACUGAAAGUAAAAGUUUGAAGGAAGAUCCUAUCAAUUUCAGCGUCUUCAACAUUAUUGUUGAAGUAGUCAGUGCAUAUGGGAACGUGGGAUUCUCAAUGGGCUACAGUUGUAAACGAAGACUUGAAAACUUCAGCAACUGUAAAGAUUCUUGGUAUGGUUUUGCAGGUCGAUGGAGUUGGGAGGGGAAGUUCCUCCUAAUUCUGGUCAUGCUUUUUGGAAGACUUAAGAGAUUUCACUUCCAAUCAGGAAAAGCAUGGAAACUUUCUCUUUAAGUUAUAACACUUAACUUUUUCCUUCUUUUAUGAAGCAAAAAAAGAGAAAAAAAAAAGUUUUGAUUUGAGAAUGUUCAAGGCACAAGAGUAAAUUAUCUAAGUGUCCCAAAUGAGGUUUGUAUAUAUGAAAACCAAAAAAGGUAAAUGUAUAUUUUUUGUGUGAAAAAAGGUAAACGGAAAAAGGAUUAAGCUCAA
Beta vulgaris subsp. vulgaris (sugar beet) is the source of this 1982-nucleotide messenger RNA. Its product is annotated as cation transporter HKT1;5. The transcript is spliced from 3 exons. Gene Ontology annotation, cellular component: plasma membrane. Gene Ontology annotation, molecular function: monoatomic cation transmembrane transporter activity. The record is from RefSeq and is a predicted model, not a curated record. Bases 225 to 1787 code for a protein of 520 amino acids. NCBI's taxonomy places the organism in Eukaryota, Viridiplantae, Streptophyta, Magnoliopsida, Caryophyllales, Amaranthaceae. Gene Ontology annotation, biological process: monoatomic cation transport; transmembrane transport.